Echinops telfairi (small Madagascar hedgehog) is the source of this 1819-nucleotide messenger RNA. It is a transcript of the gene SH3YL1, whose product is annotated as SH3 and SYLF domain containing 1. The coding region runs from base 59 to 1087 and encodes 342 amino acids. The record is from RefSeq and is a predicted model, not a curated record. Gene Ontology annotation, molecular function: phosphatidylinositol binding; protein binding. Gene Ontology annotation, cellular component: ruffle membrane. Lineage: Eukaryota; Metazoa; Chordata; Mammalia; Afrosoricida; Tenrecidae. The transcript has 10 exons.
GUUCUAGGUAGUUUGGGAGCUGGAGGGGCACCCGAAGUGGACAAGUCUGGGGGACAAAAUGAAUAACCCUAUCCCUUCCAAUCUGAAAUCGGAAUCAAAAAAGGCUGCUAAAAUAUUAAGAGAAUUCACAGAAAUAACUUCCAGGAAUGGACCUGAUAAGAUCAUUCCUGCCCAUGUAAUUGCUAAAGCUAAAGGUCUUGCAAUUUUGUCCGUGGUAAAAGCUGGAUUUCUGGUGACUGCUAGAGGAGGCAGUGGGAUUGUACUGGCUCGUCUUCCAGAUGGAAAAUGGUCUGCACCUUCAGCCAUUGGAAUAGCUGGUGUUGGUGGAGGAUUUGAAAUAGGAAUUGAGGUAUCGGAUUUGGUGAUCAUUUUGAAUUAUGACAGAGCAGUGGAAGCCUUUGCAAAAGGUGGCAACCUCACACUCGGAGGGAAUUUCACCGUGGCAGUUGGGCCCUUGGGCAGGAAUUUGGAAGGCAAUGUUGCUUUAAGAAGCUCUGCUGCUGUUUUCACAUACUGUAAAUCAAGAGGACUGUUUGCUGGAGUAUCUCUAGAAGGUAGCUAUUUGAUUGAAAGGAAAGAAACUAACCGAAAAUUUUAUUGUCAAGAUAUUCGAGCUUAUGACAUUUUAUUUGGAGAUAUACCACGGCCAGCUCAAGCAGAAGAUCUUUAUCAAAUUCUGGAUUCCUUUACUGAAAAGUAUGAGAAUGAAGAACAACGAAUUAAUACAAGAAAAGCAGAAAGAGAACAGAGAAAGGCUGCUGCUAAGGAAAUCCCUCCAAAACCAUUGUCAAGGCCACAGCCGUCAUCAACACAAGUUCAGCUGAAUUCUGGUUCUAAAAGUGACAGAAAUGAAUAUAGGCUCUAUCCUGAACUUUCCAGCUAUCAUGAAGGUGUCGGAAUCUCACCACGACCUGUAGAAGUGACAGCACUAUAUUCUUUUGAAGGACAGCAGCCAGGAGAUCUGAGGUUUCAAGCUGGAGACAGGAUCACAGUGAUUUCAAAAACCGAGUCACACUUUGAUUGGUGGGAAGGAAGACUUCGAGGUCAAACUGGCAUUUUUCCAGCCAACUAUGUAACCAUGAAUUAGAGUCUAUUUUUCCCUAUUCUUUGAGAAAUACAUAAUAUAUCUCUAUACUUACAAAAGCAAGUACAGGCAUACCUCAAAUUAUCAUGCUUCAUAAAUACUGUAUUAUUUUUACAAAUUGAAGAUUGUGAUGAUAAUGCAUAGAAUAGUUCAGUCGGCCCAAUUUUCCAAAGCAUGUGCUCACUCCAUGUCUCUGCAUCAGAGUUGGGUAAUUCUUGAAAAAAAGGGGGGGACCUUUCAAAAAUUUGUGGAAAAUGGAAUUAAAAUAUAGGAGUUAUUCUACAAAAUUUUUGAAGCUCCUUCAUAUAGUAAACAUUUUCAUAAUGCUAUUACACACUGACUAGAUUACAAUCUAGUAUAAAUAUAACUUUUAUAUGUAUAGGGAAACAAGAAUUUUUUUUUUGCUUUAUUGUAAUGUUCACUUUACUGUGGUCAUCUGGAACUAAACUCAAAAUAUCUCCAAAAUAUGCCUGUCUUAAACAAUGAGAAUUAUAGUUAUUAACUAGAAUAUGAAGCCUUAAAAUGUUUCUUUAUAUAUCCAAAUAUUUUACUUAUAGAAAUGUAUGAUUACAAAGAAGUUCAACUAUUAUGUAAUAAAAAAAGAUGAUAUCUAUUAACCUUUCUUCUUUAUGGGGUUAUGUUUUUCCUUAGCCAUUUUUCUACCAGUAGAAUCACUUACUGUGACAAGGUUCAGAUAUCUAUAAAUAAAUAUUUUUAAAAUGCUUGCUAAAUCAA